Molecule: messenger RNA, 1175 nt
Organism: Planococcus citri (citrus mealybug)
Lineage: Eukaryota; Metazoa; Arthropoda; Insecta; Hemiptera; Pseudococcidae
Exons: 3
Coding region: 117-1175 (352 amino acids)
Biological process (GO): sensory perception of smell; detection of chemical stimulus involved in sensory perception of smell
Cellular component (GO): plasma membrane
Molecular function (GO): odorant binding; olfactory receptor activity
Source: RefSeq, a predicted model, not a curated record
GUAGUUUUAAAAGUACCUACUCCAAUUGACUUUCAGUUUCAGCCACUUCAUCUCAAAUAACCAGAAAAAUCACGGUGAUAUCUUUGAAACUGAUCUUCAUCCCAUUCGGCAUCUUCAUGGACCCCACACGGAAAAAAUACGAACGUCCUUACACAUUGGUUUUCCUGUCCGUUUUCCUAGCCUUAUUUUUAGGCCAACUGAUAUGCUACAAAACGCUACACUCGUUGCUGUACGUUCUGGACAACUCGAUGUACGUGAUAGCCACCUUGGUAGCAACGAUUUUCCUACUGAAAGCUCGCCAAGACGAAGGUAUAUUCGAGCAAUUCUAUCGCAACGUAGUAUCGUACGAAUUCGCCGGAGAUGAAUUUUUCAACGAGACCGAUACCAGGCUUAGGAAAUUGGCCGGUGUAUUGGGGCCAAUUAUCGCAUUGAGUUGUAUCGGAAUAAUCGUCUAUCCCAUUAUGAACGCUUCGUUUACCAACGUUGAUCUGGGAUCGCCUUCGACUCUGAUUUAUCUAUCGUCGUAUCCUUGGAAGAUCGACAGUGUGCCGAAAUACGCUGCUACUAUUGUACUCCAACUAUGCUCCGGAUCGGUGGUCUGUUCGGUGGUCGUGUGCAUGAUUUUCUUCCUGCUGUAUUGUAUCGUCGUGUUGGAAGCUCAUUGUAAUAUUUUGACAAGAAAAAUACGUAGGAUUAACGAGCAAGUUUUGUUUGUUGAUUCGGAUUCCGCAGCAGAUUUUAGACGGAAUUGGAAUUACGAUGAUCGAGUGUAUCGUAAAAUUCGAAGUGAAGUUGACGAUAGAGUUGUGGACGAGUUGAGGGAUGUGAUCAAGUAUCAUCAGUUUCUGAACAGGUUCACGUACGAUGUGAUCGCCUGUUGUACUCGUAUCGUGGAUACCAGCACAGCUGCUGUGUUCAGUUGUAUUAUUAUUUUGAUUACGAUUUUUCUGAUGAAUUCCGAUAUAUUGCUGCAACUUUACAAUGUGAAAUGGUACAGAAGAUCGUUAAAAUUUAAAAAACUGUUGCUCACAGUGAUGACCAGAUGCCAAUUAACGUUUCAGCUCAGAGCAUUCAACACUUUGGAUGUUAAUUACCUAUUUUUCACCAUGUUAUUGAAAAAUAUCUACUCGGUGUUGCAAUUUAUAAUACGAAUGCAGAAAGAGAAAAAUGUAUAA